GCCGCGGUAGCGCCGCGUUGCCCCGGAGACCGGCUCGGCGGCGCUGGGGCUGCCCCGGCCGGGGGCUGCGGCGCUCACCCGAGGAGGGAGGCGAGGGGCUGCGCCGCGGGACGGGGGCGGGGAGCGUCACUGCACCACAGCGACCGUCCCUCCUCCCGGGCGGGCGGGGAGGCGGCACGCGGGCACCGCGGCUGGGCUGUUUCGCUCCGCUCCGCUCCUCUCCUCUCCUCUCCUCUCCUCUCCUCACCCUGCCCUGCCCUGCCCUCCUGCCCCGCCGCUGGAGGAGCGAGCCCGCGGCCGGGGUCACCGCGGUCCCCGCGCCCUCGCUGCGGACGGGGGUGGCCAGCGACGAGGGCAAACUUGGCUCGAAACUCCCGCCCGCCGAGGCAGCACAGCAGCGGCCGCGGGGGCUCUCGGGGCUGCGGGCGCUGGCCCCGCCGCCUGGCCGCCCGGGCGGAGCGGAAAGUUUGCCGGCAGGAGGCCGGGCGGCGGUGGCGGCCGGUGGCGCUGCCGCAGUGUGCGCGCCCAGCCGGGGCCGCUGCCGGCCGCCGGAGCGCCCCGGGGCUUCGCUCCUGCCACCUGCGCUGCGAUGUGAGGCUCGGGGACAGCGACGGCUGCCGAAGGCUUUAGUUAUUACAUGCGCCCAGUAAUCUUCUCCAAAAUGGAUUUUAGUCAUAGCAGUCUUUUUGGAUACAUAGAAGACCUGCAGGAACUAACUAUUAUAGAGAGGCCAGUACGCAGGAGCCUGAAGACACCAGAAGAAAUAGAAAGAUUGACAGUUGAUGAAGAACUCAGUGAUAUUGAAAGGGCUGUUUAUCUACUCAGUUCUGGUCAGGAUAUCCAAGGAACAAGUGUGGUGGCAAAUCUUCCAGUCCUUAUGCGACAGAAUCCUGCAGAAACACUUCGUCGGGUUUUACCAAAAAUCAGAGAGGUUCUGCAUGUUGCAGGAGUGGAAAUGCAGUUAACAGCUGCUGUUUCUUUUCUGACUGUUCUGCAAGAGGAGUCGGUGUCCAUUCAUACGUACUCCCACUCCUUCCUACACAUCAUUCUCCAGAACCUGGAACACAGAGAUGCAGGUGUCAGCAAUGCAUGGUUAGAAACUCUUCUUGCUGUAAUAGAAGCUUUACCAAAAGAAACUGUCAGACAUGAGAUACUGAAUCCACUUGUUUCCAAAGCACAACUUUCUCAAACACUUCAGUCCCGCUUAGUUAGUUGUAAAAUCAUGGGAAAAGUAGCUAACAAAUUUGAAGCUCAUAUUGUUAAAAGAGAGGUGCUUCCAUUGGUAAAAUCACUGUGCCAGGAUGUGGAAUAUGAAGUUAGAGCUUGCAUGUGUCGGCAGCUGGAACAUGUAGCUCGAGGAAUAGGGACAGAACUAACAAAAACUGUGGUGCUUCCUGAGUUGGUGGAGCUGGCAAGAGAUGAGGGCAGCAGUGUACGCCUGGCAGCUUUUGAGACCCUGGUGAACCUGCUUGAUAUGUUUGAUGCAGAUGAUCGGAGUCAAACUGUUCUCCCAUUAGUGAAAUCGUUCUGUGAAAAAUCCUUCAAAACAGAUGAAUCUAUCCUAGUUUCCUUAUCUUUUCAUUUAGGGAAACUCUGUAAUGGAUUAUAUGGCAUUUUUACUCCUGAACAGCACUUGCGGUUUUUGGAAUUUUAUAAGAAGCUUUCCACACUGGGUUUACAGCAGGAAAAUGGGCAUAAUGAUAAUCAACUACAUCUGCAAACUCUGGAACAGGAAAAGAAGUAUAUUUCAGUGAGGAAGAACUGUGCUUACAAUUUCCCAGCCAUGAUUGUUUUUGUGGAUCCAAAGAACUUCCAUUUAGAACUUUAUUCUAUAUUCUUCUGCCUUUGUCAUGACCCUGAAGUUCCUGUCAGAUAUACCAUGGCCAUUAGUUUCUUUGAAGUUGCUAAGCUUUUAAAUUCUGAUGUGUAUACAAUACAUAAAGAACUGGUUACGCUAUUACAGGAUGAGUCACUGGAGGUGUUAGAUGCCCUAGUAGGUCACCUUCCUGAAAUCCUUGAACUAAUGACUAAUAGAGGAGAAAACAAUGGAUCAGAAAGCAAGUUACUCUCUAUUCCUGACUUGAUUCCUGCAUUAACGACAGCAGAACAGAGAGCAGCGACUUCUUUAAAAUGGAGAACACACGAGAAGUUACUGCAAAAAUAUGCUUGUCUCCCUCAUAUCAUAUCAAGCGAUCAGAUCUAUUACCGUUUUCUUCACAGGAUGUUGACAAUCAUUUUGACAAAUAAUGUGCUGCCAGUGCAGAAAGCAGCAGCUCGGACUCUGUGCGUUUAUUUGCGCUACAAUCGCAAACAGGAACAGAGACACGAGGUUAUUCAGAAACUGAUCGAACAACUGGGCCAAGGAAAAAGUUACUGGAACAGACUUCGUUUUUUAGAUACUUGUGAAUUCAUUAUGGAACUGUUUUCAAAAUCAUUCUUCUGUAAAUACUUCUUUUUACCUGUGCUUGAACUUACCCAUGACCCAGUGGCAAAUGUCAGAAUGAAGCUAUGCUAUUUAUUGCCAAAAGUCAAAUCUACUCUGAAGAUUCCCACUGAUAAACAUUUACUUCAGCAGCUGGAAUUAUGUAUAAGGAAACUUCUGUGUCAAGAGAAAGACAAAGAUGUCUUGACUAUUGUGAAAAGAACAGUGUUAGAAUUGGACAGAAUGGAGAUCUCUGUAGAUGCUGAACAAUUAGAAAAAGAGAAGCAGAAAAAUGAAGGAAGAUCUACAAAUAUUAAUGAUAAAAUGUUUGAAAAGAAACGUAGAGACAGUAAAACAUCGUCAGUGUUGGCAAAAAGUAUCAAUCUCUCUAUUUCUGGAAGCUCUUCUGGUACAUCAGCAGGCAAAGAAGAAAAAAAAUCCAAGCUGGUUCGAAGCCAAUCUUUCAGUACUCAAGUACUGCAUCCAAAAUACAGCAACAUAGACAAGUGCCCUAAUAAAAGUUCUGCUACAGGAUAUACAUCUUCAGUGCCAGGGACGGGAAAGAGUUGUAUGUUAUCCUUUAGUGAUGACUCCUUCAGGGCUCAUGCUGCUGGCAAUAGUGGGAGUGCUGCCUUCCCUUCCAGCUCUUCUCGCAACUUAUUCAACUCAGCUGACCAGAAGAGCAAUGGCAAUAAGGAGAGUCAGACCCGAAGGAUGAGCAUAAAAAACAGAAAAUCAAACUCCUAGAUCACCUGACAGAAAAAUGAGGGAACCAGAGACUGGAGGAAACAACGUUCUGGUGGCAUAAGGUGGGAGCAGCAGAUGGGACUCUCUAAUGCCUGAACUGAAUAAAAUGCAUCCUGCAAUGUUAAAAAUUUAAAAUAAAUCUUUUAUAUAAAACUCCAAGCUGUAAAAUAUGUUCUGAUAAACAAUGUAAUGGUUGCAGAAUUCUAACAUCGUAGUGAAAUGAUAUGAACUGUAACUUCAGCUAUGUGCUCUUAACCGCUGCAGCUACGGAGAAGAUUUAGUUUUCUUCAGUUAGGCCUUUAUAGUUUGAAGUCUUGGAUUUAGAAUGCACAUUAUUUAAUUGGCUUCUUUACAAUCUUUGCAACCCUUAGUUCCCAUAUUUUAAGGAAGAAAUAGAAGGAAUUGUUAUGAAUAUGAAAAAGGGAUCCCAUAUUUUAAAGAAUCUGCAAACCUAAUUUAAGACCAAAGUCCAGAACCAUUAUAAAAAAAACAUAGACUUUUGAAGCAUUGUGCUGUGAAUUUGGAAUUAAUGUUUUUACAAGUGCUAAGUUCAUAAAAAUCCUGUGUGAGUUUCAAAGCAAUCUAAAAGCAAAUGUCUCCAGAUGAUGUAAAAAAAAAGCUGUAUUUCAUAAGUUUUGUUGUAUAAAUACUUGUUUUAAUUUUAGUAUUUCAAAUUGUAUUUUCACUUUAAUAAUUUAUAAUAAUGAAUCUAGUUUUUAAUCAGCUGCUAUUGCAAGCUGUCAUGGUUCAGUGAUGUCAUCUGCAUUUGUUUGUAUUAAUGCUAAUGUUUCUAUCAAAAUUUAUGUGGAAAAACAUGCAAUCAUAUUUUGAAGAGUUCUAUUUAUGCCAAUACUUGAGGGAGAUUAUGAAGCUAUUGUCAGCUUCUCUUUCAAAAUGGAGGCAGCAUAAAUAUAUUGAUAUCAGAAAUAUAUGGUUUUUAAAAUUUAUUGGUGUAUGAUAAAGAUAAUCUGGUCUGUGUAUGCAUAUGUGAGUGUGGUUACUUUUUAUAAUGUAAAAACAUGAAUGAUGAUUUACUCAAAAUAAAACCUAGGACAAUGCUGUACAUGCAUGUUCUUGAAAGAAAAAUUCUCAGGGCAUCUUUUAUAAUUAAA
Zonotrichia leucophrys gambelii is the source of this 4281-nucleotide messenger RNA. RefSeq names its product protein phosphatase 4 regulatory subunit 4 (gene PPP4R4). The record is from RefSeq and is a predicted model, not a curated record. NCBI's taxonomy places the organism in Eukaryota, Metazoa, Chordata, Aves, Passeriformes, Passerellidae. Gene Ontology annotation, molecular function: protein phosphatase regulator activity. The transcript has 24 exons. Bases 638 to 3169 code for a protein of 843 amino acids. Gene Ontology annotation, cellular component: protein serine/threonine phosphatase complex; cytosol.